AUGAAUGAGCAAGUGACCUGCUCGAGCUUCGAGACGCCUGAAGGAAUCUACCGACUUGUCAGAGAUUCUCUUGGCAUACUUCCAGUACACACGAGUCAGCAGGAUGCUCUCGCAAGCUCGGCAGCGACGAGCUCGCAAGGAUCAAGCAAGGAGAGCUCGCUGGGGUUCGGCCUCUUCGGCAAUCGAGACAGAGAUAGAGACGCCAGUCAGAACGUAUCACAGGCCAAUCAUGACUCGCUGCACCAGCACACCGGACAGCCGACGACAGGCACAGCUGCGACAAGCAUGUCGCCCGGGCUCAUGCUCACCUCCCUGCCGCCCACGCCUGCCUCGCAAGCGCAGUCAGCUGGAUCUGCAAGUCAGCAAGGCGCAGGGCACCCAGCAGCCGCCAGCUAUGCUGUUCACACCCGUCUGAGCAUCCUCACAAUACGCUUUUCCUCCGCCGGCAAGGAUGAGGCCAAACCCUCCUCGCCGUUACCGAUGACUUCGAGCAGUACGGUUCAGCAGGGAACGUUCAGACGACUAGGUACAGGCAGACGACAGGCCGACAGAGACCUACCACAGUCUCGCAACGGCCUCUCGCCGCUCUCUCAACCUCUGCCUCUGCCUGUGCCAGGGUCUCCCGGCGGGUCAUCGGCCUCGUCAGCGCAUUCGAUUAGCGCUUCAGCUUCGCCAGAGCUUCCUGUCGUGUCAGCUGCCUCGAGGGAUCCGGCAGCCUCACAGGCUGGUCUUUCCCCCUUGAUGACGAGCGUGGCCAGCGAUCACGUUGCGAUCGAUCAUCUAGCAGCGCCGGGUCUGCCUAGACAGUCAUCUCAUUCCUCGAUACCUUCACCCACCGCAAAACGGCGAACCUUUGGCUUUUCGUCUCUGCCGUCGAUCCAGGGAGGCAAUGCAUUCGGAACCUCGGGCCAAAAUUCGGCAACUGCAACAGGUCAGCCGAGCGCAAAGCCUCGCAAUGCUUUCAGAGGCAGUGGAUCAUCCUUCAUUCGCGCAGUCGAGGGUGUGCCGCUCGCCAGCUCAACGAUCAAGAAUCUCGCUACAAGCGAGAUCGCUCGAUCCACUGCUAGAGCGCAUCUCGUUCCCCCUGCAUCAAUACUCGGCUUUUGGAACCGAGACAAGACAGUCCAUUGCGGCGAGCUCAGCGCCUCGCAAUCUCAUGCAUCUCGCCUGUCCUUAGCCAAGCUCACCUUUUCUGCCACUCCGACAUGUAUUUCCGCCAGUAUCUACACAGCCAGCAUAGACCGCAUCGAUGUACUUGUAGGAUUCGCAUCUGGCGAUAUCCUCUGGUUCGAUCUGAUAUGCGGCAGAUAUACUCGGCUCAACAAGCUCGGCUGUCUGAUUCCUUCGCCCGUCACUGCCUUGACUUGGUCGCCUACCUCGGACCUCGUUUUCUAUUCUGCGCAUGCGGAUGGCAACGUUCUUGUCUGGGACCGCGAGAAAGAUGAUCCUCCAGGCAGCUCUGCCGGAGGCGCUGCUGGGAUCCUGACCGGUCUGGCUAGCGCUCCCUCAACCGCUGGGAAUUACGGCCCUAAUCUUAAUGCUCCCGUGCCUACGACUGGCCUACAGGAAAUGGCCCAGGCCAUUUCGCCCAUCAGCUGGGUAAGGACAACCAGCGCACCCAGUGCGCGACCCCGGCAACAGACACCGACAGAUCCAGCCUCACCUCGUUCAGCUUCGCAAGGCUCAGGUAUCGCCGCUCAACUCGCAUUGGAGGUUCCCCUUGCAGAUGAUCUCAUUGUCUCCCGACCGCCGACAAAGACGCGCAUCAAUCCAAUCAGCCACUGGAAGGUCUCUCGUAAGGGUUUGACAGAUCUUGCAUUCUCACCGGAUACAAGUCAUCUUGCGAUCACAAGCGAAGACGGCGCGCUGCGCAUUGUCGAUGCUGACUCAGAGCGCUUGAUUGAGACAUAUGUCUCUUACUUUGGGGCAUAUCUCUGCGCGACCUGGUCGCCUAACGGCCGCUAUCUGCUCACAGGCAGUCAGGAUGAUCUCGUAACUAUCUAUGCGCCAUUCGAUCUGCGAGCGAGCGGUCUCGUCGCGCGGUGUCAAGGUCAUGGCAGCUUUGUCACUGGCGCUGCGUUUGACCCUUGGCGAUCUGACGAUCGGACAAGCAGAGUCGCCUCGGUCGGCGAAGACAACAAUCUCAUCAUGUGGGACUUCUCGACUGCGGCGCUGCAAAGACCGAGGGCAGCUCAGUAUCGAAUGUCAGCUGCCGAGUCCUCACUGUCCUUGGUGCGUCGAAGGACGCUCGAAUCAAACGCAAACCUGGCGAGUGAUCUCGGGCCUGCACUUUGGCACUCUGCACCCCGCAUGAAUGAAGUCGCAAUUCUGCAGCCCGUCUCUUCGGUGUCGAUCAGUACUGACCUACUGUCGUCCGUCUUUUUCACGCCGGAAUCAGUCAUAUGUGCCGCCAAGGGUGGUCAGAUCCUAAUCUACGAUCGUCCGUGA
Mixia osmundae IAM 14324 is the source of this 2448-nucleotide messenger RNA. RefSeq lists its product as uncharacterized. Bases 1 to 2448 code for a protein of 815 amino acids. The record is from RefSeq and is a predicted model, not a curated record. Gene Ontology annotation, cellular component: cell tip; cell division site; nucleus. Gene Ontology annotation, biological process: carbon catabolite repression of transcription. Gene Ontology annotation, molecular function: protein binding. Lineage: Eukaryota; Fungi; Basidiomycota; Mixiomycetes; Mixiales; Mixiaceae. The transcript has 6 exons.